Cylindrotheca closterium is the source of this 1206-nucleotide messenger RNA. The record is from the annotation of a GenBank genome assembly. NCBI's taxonomy places the organism in Eukaryota, Bacillariophyta, Bacillariophyceae, Bacillariales, Bacillariaceae.
AUGUUUGAUAACAAUAAACGCAAUGUCUAUGGAAUGAUUAUGAAAAUGUGCACUGAUCACAUGGUGGACAAGCUUGAGCAAGAAGCUGACUUUGAAAACAAACUAUUCAAUGAUCCUGUGGAGUUAUUGAUGUGGAUCAAGAACUUUAUGACGACUACUGUUGAUACAGAAUGGGAAUAUUUUGGUCUGUGGAAGACCAUGCGCAAUCUGAUUAUCUGUAUGCGGAUCAAAAGAUCAUGUUGCACCCCAAGACAACAAGGGAUGAUGUUAUUUCAACACAACAAUAAUGGUAUCCACUUGGAUAGUGGAUCUACUUUUCAUUUGCGAACCAAUGAAGAUGAUUUUAAAGAAGGAAGUCUACAAGGAAUUCAUGGAGAAUUCCAUUAUGCCUCUAAUGUUGAGGGAAGAGAACUUUAUCGAGAAGGAAUUGAUAAGGUAUUUGAUUCUGUUUGUAAGCUUGACACACUAGCUAGUGACAACGUCAACAGCUUGUCGAAUAUGGUACAAGAUGGAUUUGAUGUAUUUAUGGACACAAAGAGAGAGAACAGCUUGUUUGUGACUAAAAAUGGGACUACAUGGCAAUUUGGACAUCGCAAUGGAUUAUAUACUUUGGUUAACGAACCUGCUAUGGUAACAACAAUGUUUCAUGACCAUGCACGUGGACUUGAUAAUAAUGAUGUGCAAGGGUACUGUGCUCUACAGAGUGUGGAGAAGAACAAAGAGGGUUUCACAAACAAACAAGUGAAACGAGCAAAUGUUGCACGAAGUGGCUAUCAUAUGAUGGGAGCACCUGGUGCAGAACUAUUCAAGUUGGCGAUUUGGGGAAAUUUUUUCAAAAAUUGUCCAAUUACGGAGGAAGAUAUUAAUAUCUCUGAAAAGAUAUAUGGACCAAGCGUUUCAACAAUUAAGGGCAAACAAAAGCGACCAACACCAAAGGCGGUGGUUGAUGAUUGGAUCGAAAUGCCCAAGGAACUACUGAAACACAAUUCGAACCUGGAUUUAUGCAUCGACAUUAUGUUUAUCAACAAUGUCGCGUUUUUUGUCAGCAUUGACAAAGCAAUCAAAUUCCGAUUCAGUACUGAACUGAAAGAUCGGACAAAAGAUGCUAUUUACAAGUUGAUUGACAAAAUUUUACGCAUUUAUAAUCAUGCAGAAUUUCGAAUCAAAACUAUUUAUUGCGACAACGAAUUCAAACCGGUUAAUUGA